Clarias gariepinus (North African catfish) is the source of this 1561-nucleotide messenger RNA. It is a transcript of the gene slc35a1, whose product is annotated as solute carrier family 35 member A1. Gene Ontology annotation, cellular component: Golgi membrane. Gene Ontology annotation, molecular function: pyrimidine nucleotide-sugar transmembrane transporter activity. Lineage: Eukaryota; Metazoa; Chordata; Actinopteri; Siluriformes; Clariidae. Gene Ontology annotation, biological process: pyrimidine nucleotide-sugar transmembrane transport. The record is from RefSeq and is a predicted model, not a curated record. The coding region runs from base 119 to 1108 and encodes 329 amino acids. The transcript has 8 exons.
UGUGUGUGUGUGUGUAUCUCUGAGCGGAGACAUGAGCACUGCGGAGACAGUAACACUACAUAGAGCUUCAUAACACACACACACACACACACACACACACACACAAACACACACAACCAUGGCCAACGAGAGUGUGAGCGUGGUGUUUAAGCUGUACUGCCUGACGGUGAUGACACUGGUGGCGGCGACGUACACCGUGGCUCUGCGCUACACUCGCACCGUGCAGUCUGAGCUCUACUUCUCCACCACCGCCGUCUGUCUCGCAGAGAUCAUCAAACUGUUCCUCAGCCUGGGAAUGCUCGCCCGUGAGACAGGUGGGCUGGGCAGGUGUAAGGGCGUGGUCCUGGAGCAGGUGUUCACUCCUGUAGAGCUGCUGAAGCUCAGCGUGCCGUCUGUAGUUUACGCUGUGCAGAACAACAUGGCCUUCAUCGCUCUCAGCAACCUGGACGCUGCCGUCUAUCAGGUGACGUAUCAGCUGAAGAUCCCGUGUACGGCUCUCUGCACCGUGCUGAUGUUGAACCGUUCUCUCAGCCGCAUGCAGUGGUUCUCCGUCUUCAUGCUGUGUCUGGGGGUCACGCUGGUCCAGUGGAAACCCGCUGAGCUCACCAAGGUCCAGGUGGAGCAGAACCCUGUGGUGGGCUUCGUGGCCCUCGCCAUCGCCGUGCUCUGUUCUGGAUUCGCAGGUGUGUACUUUGAGAAGGUGUUGAAGAGCUCAGAGACGUCUCUGUGGGUGAGGAACAUUCAGAUGUACCUGUCGGGGAUCACCAUCACACUGCUGGGUGUGUUUAUGACAGACGGAGCGCAGGUGAUGGAGAAAGGAUUCUUCUUCGGCUACACGCCGUGGGUCUGCUUAGUCGUCUUUUUAGCCAGCGUGGGCGGUCUCUACACGUCUGUGGUGGUGAAGUACACAGAUAACAUAAUGAAGGGCUUCUCUGCGGCGGCGGCCAUCGUCCUCUCCACCGUCGCCUCCGUCACGCUGUUCGGCCUGCAGAUCACCAUGACGUUCUCCACCGGCGCGCUGCUCGUCUGCGUCUCCAUCUACCUGUACGGUUUACCCAAACAGGACACCAGCACGCUAAUCAAAGCUAGCGAGGAUAACAAGGCAUGACAUGAAGACGACGUCUGUCUUUUUGAAACUCUCAUUACUCCUGGCACGUCUCCAGUUCUUGAUGGAGGCGGAGCAAAAGAGGGAAAAAAAAAAACUAAACAACAAAGGGGCGUGGCCACACUAGAGGUGGACAAAACCAGGACCUGUGGAAAAUGUUUUUAUUAUUUCUGUAAUCGGGUUUAAUCAAUGUGUGUCUCUGAUUCUGUCACUUUCUUAAUUUUAUCCCAUGUUCCCCCGUUCCCCCUACAGUACUGGACACGCAGGUGCUGCAGUGCAUUGUGGGAUGUAUAGUAGAGAUGGGCGGGGCUUUCUGCUUUCAGGUGUGGUUUUAAGAGAAAUGACCAUAUAAGGGCGAUUUGUGCUACAGGUACCUGUGUGCUGACGGUGUAUAACUCUGAGAUGUGUUCAACACCCUCGCGGUGUGGGGGAAUAAAACAGACGCACUUAUCCGCA